Penicillium griseofulvum is the source of this 1533-nucleotide messenger RNA. RefSeq names its product putative xylosidase/arabinosidase. Gene Ontology annotation, molecular function: hydrolase activity, hydrolyzing O-glycosyl compounds. Gene Ontology annotation, biological process: carbohydrate metabolic process. The transcript is spliced from 2 exons. The record is from RefSeq and is a predicted model, not a curated record. Lineage: Eukaryota; Fungi; Ascomycota; Eurotiomycetes; Eurotiales; Aspergillaceae. Bases 1 to 1533 code for a protein of 510 amino acids.
AUGUCGGGCACAAUCAACCCUAUCAUACCAGGCUUCUCGCCAGAUCCAUCUGUGGUAAAGGUGGGAGAUUGGUUUUAUCUCGUCAAUUCUAGCUUCCACUUUUUCCCUGGUCUACCUAUUUACGCCUCUAAAGACCUCGCAUCAUGGGAGCAGAUAGGAAAUGCGAUCAACCGACAAGCUCAGCUCAGCCUAGCAAGAUCAGACGCAAACCAAGUCCCAGUGGGCAAUGGUAAGAUUAUGAUCGCGAGUGGAGGAUUAUACGCGCCCACGAUCCGUUAUCACCAGGGUACAUUCUACAUUGUCUGCACCAAUGUCAUCCAUCUACCCGACCAGACCGAAGAUAUAAGGGAGAACUUCAUUGUCUCGACUGAUGAUAUCUGGUCAGACAAAUGGUCCGAUCCAGUCCCCUUCGAAUUCGAUGGCAUCGACCCCAGCAUCUUUUUCGAGGACGGAAAGACCUACAUCCAAGGGUCCGCUGCGCCAGGGCCAUACACGACGAUCAAUCUCUUCGAAGUCGACAUCAAUACCGGCGCGAAGCUGUCUGAGGAGAAAUUGAUCUGGCGCGGCACCGGUGACAUCUAUCCGGAGGGACCACACCUGUAUAAGUACAAUGACUGGUACUACUUGCUCAUUGCAGAGGGUGGCACUCAUGAAGGACAUAUGGUGACGACGGCACGCGCUAGAGAUGUCUGGGGCCCGUAUGAGUCCUGUCCUAACAACCCAGUCCUGUCCGCGCGUGGUACUACAGAGUAUGUUCAGUACACCGGUCACUGUGAAAUCUUCCAGGACGAGGAGAAACAAUGGUGGGGGACCUGUAUUGGGGCACGGGUAGACGACCAGGGUCGAAACACUAUGGGUCGGGAAACCUUUUUGACCAAGGUAGCCUGGGACAAUGAAUGGUUUACCUUCGAACAAGUCAAGUUGAACCCCGGCCUGUCAGCAGCCUCGUCGAGCUCACUUACGGCAAAACCUGGCGUCGACUAUCUCUACAUUCGAGAUGCUGUCUUGAGCAACUAUCAGCUCACUGAAACCUCCAUAACACUAACAGCGUCAUCUGUUGAUCUGUCACACUCGGAACUCAGCCCGACGUUUAUUGGCAAGCGGCAACGGCAGUUGCAGGGCACGAGCAGUGUGGUUGUUGAAGGGAUAGAGGAGUCUUGGGGUUCUGCGAAGAUCAUGACUGGGUUAGCCUGUUACAAGGAAGAGCAUCGUUACCUGAGAAUAUACUACGAUGCCGCGAAGGUUGAGGUGGUCUUUGAAGUGAUCAACACUGCGAAGAAGAUUGCUAGGACCGAGAAACAUAUCCUAGACAAAGCUCCCUCUUCAGUGGCGUUCCGAAUCGACUACACGGAGAAGGAAUAUCGGCUGUUGUACUCUGUCGAAUCCAACACUGGGCAAGACUGGGCGUGUCUGGGGACUGUUGAUACAUUGGACGUUACCAACCCUGAUUUCACUGGUCCGGUGAUAGGUAUCUAUGCUCUGGGGCAAACGGAGGGCGUGCAAGUUCGGUUUGAAAGCUUGAGAGUUGAUUGA